CAGGUACCAGCAGUAUGGACAAUGCCCAGCGUAGGUCUUUUCCACCCAUCUUUUCAGUCUUUCGAAAACAAACUCCUUCAGCCUUUAGGAGUGGAUCAUUACCUCAUCAGUCUACUGCAGCGGUCACUCCAACAACUGACACGAGAAAUGUUCUAACCGAAUCUGACCGUCGAGAACAACGUCUCGCAAGAAAUCGCGAGAGUGCACGUCAAAGUCGUCGACGUAAGAAGGAAAACCUGGAAAAUUUGAGUGCGAAGCUGGGUCAAUCGAAUAUGGAGCUUGAAGAUCUCCGCCACGUUAUAGAAAGCAACCUGCGUUCUCAGGAAGAUUGUACAGAGGAUGAGAGACAAGCAUUGCGCGCUUAUCGAUUCGCUCGCUUGCGUUGUCUUUUGUUCCCACCUCACGCAUGCUUCUGGAUGUGGCUUAAUCGACGAGCGUGUGUAUGGACUCAACAGGCAUCUUCGUCACAGCGCAUCUCAGCAGCAAAAAUCGGGGAAACUCUUAUACAGGAGAAACAGGAGCAAGAGAGUGAGACAACAGGAUGGGAAGCAAAGGAUGGACAGACAUUAUGGCCGUUGUUGUGUUUCGAGCUACAGUUGAAAGGCGAGCAGGAGGAGCAAGUCAAAGCCAUCCUAUCCCAGGCUUCUGAAGAGAAGACCCAAGAGUUGGAGGCCUUGCAAAAGAUGGCAUCGGCUGUAGGAACGUUGUAUAAAGAUUUAUGCGUGUCAAGUAAGCGCGUGGAUUGUACGUAUGAGGCUGUGCGAGGGGUCCUGACUCGAGCGCAGCUCCAGGUCCUGAGGCGUUACGCAGUCGACGCUCCUGAGGCGACGUGAAAUAAUAGCAAAGCUUUCCAGGAAGACAGGCACACGUCUUUGAAUGCGCGCUUUUUGUUGUCCACCAACAGCGGUUGGUGAGAAAUUAAGUUUGCGGAAAUGUCGAUGAACUGAUAGGAUUAAUAAUUAAACCAUGUGAACAAUUCGAUUGGAAGGGUAGAAGGAAAGGAAUCUGUUGGUAUGGAAGGGGGUCAACUGCCGAUGCGUGUGCUUUUCCUACGAGGCUGAAAUUUUGGAGAUUACACCAGAAGAUGAAGGUAAGAAAAUUCUCCCAAAUGAAACAAAAUGAAUUUGAGGCAAGAAAAAGC
This is a messenger RNA of Nannochloropsis gaditana CCMP526, 1141 nucleotides long. RefSeq names its product bzip transcription factor. Gene Ontology annotation, biological process: regulation of transcription by RNA polymerase II; endoplasmic reticulum unfolded protein response. Gene Ontology annotation, cellular component: nucleus. The transcript has a single exon. Gene Ontology annotation, molecular function: DNA-binding transcription factor activity, RNA polymerase II-specific; RNA polymerase II cis-regulatory region sequence-specific DNA binding. The annotation marks the transcript as partial. The record is from RefSeq and is a predicted model, not a curated record.